Oikopleura dioica is the source of this 4968-nucleotide messenger RNA. The record is from the annotation of a GenBank genome assembly. NCBI's taxonomy places the organism in Eukaryota, Metazoa, Chordata, Appendicularia, Copelata, Oikopleuridae.
AUGAAGCUUUGGUGGUCGUUAGGGCUUGCCAUCGCUGAAGCGGGCGUUAGGUUCGCUGACGACGCAGAAUUUGUGGCAAUAGACAAGGGUGACUGCGGCUUCAAAUGUAACAACUUCUCAGGAUUCUGCAGCGCUUGUGCACUUGCUAAUGAUUCGCCUGGCUUUUGUUGUCAUCCAUCCAUCAGAGGAACAUGCUCCAAGUCGAUGAGAGCAGCCCUCGAUCCCAACGCUGGGUUCCAGUGCGUCAUCCCGACUGAGUUCGAAACCCAACUUCUCCUGCAAGUCCGAGAGAUUCCUGGAAAGGGCGACUGCUGGGCCGAGUGUGGUAGUAAGCGGGGAUUCGCUGGUAAAUGCGACUACUGUGGAAACAAGGGCUAUUGCUGCCAUCCAGAUGGCCGUGGAACCUGUCCACAAUGGAUCUCUGAGUCGGUAGAAGGUUUCAGCAAUAAGUGCAUGGUUCCAGCAGCGACUUCAAAUGAUAAUCAUCUCGAGUCUGGCUACAAGUCUGACUGCUUUGAUCGUCGAAUAACUGUCUGCAAGGAUCUCUCUGACCUUGAAAAUGCCCCUAGAGACGAGUGUCUCCGAUUCUUCCCAGAGGAGAUGUGUGAUGGUAAAACGCCAGACGACAAGAUCCCUCGAUGCACAACCGUCGUCAAGAACUACUGCAAAGAUUUCGUUAGAGAUGCUAUCGAGGAAAAACGUAAAUCUUCCGGUUUCAAUAUGGAUCUCCUCGGUCCGUACGAAAAGGAACUGUAUAAAUUUGUCAACGCUGUUUGGCCUAAAAAGGAGCACUUUUUCUUCAAAGAAAUCGCCGAUGAGAACUUUGGAUUCGACAACGGUGAUCUCAGUGCUAUGGCUGAAAAAAUUCUGACAUCUUCGCAAAAUAAUUACUUUUCAAAUAAAAUGAGCGCAACCCAAAAAGAGCGAGUUGUCUUGGGAUUCGCCGUUUUGAACGCUCUUCAGCGAGUCUGGGGCAGUGGAAAUGAAAGAUCUUUUGGGCAGAUAACCAUCAACUGGGGAUCCAAUUUCGGUGUUGCUGACUUUAGUAAAGACGCUUUCGAGAAACUCCUUGUUGCAAAUGGUGCAAGCUGGAGAACAACUGAUCGAGCUCUUCAGGGAUAUGAUGCCAUCAUCGAAAGUCUUGUCAACUGGACUCCUGCCCAGGUGAUGAUCAAUGACCUCCUUGAUGAACUUCCCCUAACCGACAAUAUCCGUGCUGCUGGGAAAUUGGCCAAUACCGAGAAUGAUGCUGAAGGCGAAUUUAAUGUCUUUGCUCAAAGUCUAACCAAUAUGCUUGAUCACCUUGUGGAGCAUCACGAGAGCUUGUCUGAUGAAGAGUUUGAUUUUUUCCUUGGCCAAUUGCGAGAGGAAGAUAAUAUUAACCUCAUUCGAAAUCUCGCUGGUUUCGUCGAGCUCGAGCGAAUCAUGUCCGACAGUGUAAUGUGGAGUGUUGAUGUUGACGAGCUCGCAAUGACUCGCGGAUAUGCAAGCACAUUCCCACGUGAGCGAAAGUGGAUGAGCCAAGAUAACUGGACAAAGGAGAAUGUGGUCAAUAUCAUGAGCUUCGCGGCACAUUUCGCCGGUGCAGCGGAAAACAUCAAUGUUGAGGAAAUGGCCGACACCGCUGGCUUCGUCUUCUUUGACGACAUCGUUUCUUCUCAGCAAAAAGCUGAAAACGCCGUUAGAAGUGUCAAGAGCUCCCGAAAGGUUUACAAAGAGCUUGUCAAAAACGCACUCAAUUUCAUGAAUGUCAACGAUCGUGUUCGUCAAGCAUACAAGUUGACCAUUGAAGAUUCGCGACGAGGUGAAAUCUCAACAAUCAAAGAUUUGAAGACAAAACUAAUUGCUACUGGUCUUGGACAAUUCAGCGCCGCCGUUGUCGUUCAGAUUCGCGAAUCGUUUGAAACAGCCGUUUUCAAGAAUCUUGAGUUCGUUUACGAUGCACUAGCGCUUGUUGAAGAGAAAACCGAUGUCAAUGAUGCUUUUGGUUGCGAUCGUGGGUGCGAUUUCACUGCAAUCAACUGGCGAGAUGGUUUCGUUACGACCAGUGAUUUCAACAACAUUCUUGAUGCUACAGGACUCCACGAUGGAAAGAAUGUGCCAUUCGAAACUUCUGAUUUAUCGUCAACUCGAUCAGCCGCUGUCGUGACAUUCCGUGGACAGCAGCCUAUUUACGCCGCCGUUGUCUUAGAUUACCUGAGCACCGUAGUCCCUGAAGUCGAAGGACCUUAUGGACCGCUUGUUUUCGAUCAAGGUACCCUCAACUGCGCCACUCAAGCCCUUGCUAACCUUGGCGAGCUCUCUCAAGAAAAUGCUCGAUACGAAGUCUACCAGUCAGUGAUGGCCGAGCUAUAUUUGAAAGGCGACCAGAAUGCACUUGACGCGAUUGAUGCAGCCUUGAAACAAGACCAAUGGGUUUACGGUGGAAUCUUUGUUCUCGAAACAAUGAUUGCUGCGGAAAAUCACCAGGGAAAUACAACAUUUGAUAGCGCAGUAUUUAACAGCUGGGACCUCAGCAUGCUCGACUGGACUAUUACUGGAAACACUCAAGACGAUCUAUCAAGUGGAUACUACGAGCAGAUUCUUAACGGAGGCGGAUUUACUGACGAUACAGUCGCUGUUCUCACCGAACAAGAUACUUAUGAAGAAAUAUGGAGAUAUGGUUCCGGUAAUACAGUUUGCAGCGAACCAGCCAUUAUUCAAGAAACAAACUGGCAAUGUGACUCCGAUCCUUCGGCUAUCUGUCCUGGAGGAUGUGCUGCUGCUGGUUGUCAAGCAGAAGUUACUCAGACUGAAGUCUGUCUAGCAUGGAGUGGUGCAUCGUUUUCUUGGGGUAUAAAUCCUCUUCUUGGAUCGUGGGGAAUGGAGUGGUGGGAAGAUCAACUUCAUCUGUACGGGCCUCCGAAAGGAAAUGCGCUAGUCGAAAACAGUGAUCAGUGGAAUGCGCUUAUGGAAGGUGCCUCCCAGGCUAUCGCAGAAAUGGGUGAUUUGAGUGGUGGUUACUCCGGCGAACAAUUCGCAAACAACAUUCAGAACUGGUUCAAUGCUAAUGAUGCAAACAACUCAGCGAUUGUUUCACAGAUUCUGAACUCAGGAGAAUAUGAAGGUCUCGAUUGGCUUCUCACCGCUGGAGACUCUAUGUACUCAGCUUUCGGAGGAAACAACAGAAAUGGCACUGGAGGAGCUAACUAUGCCACUGAAGCUAAUGGAUACUGGAAUAUCUACGACAUGAUCGAUCUUGUAUCCAAUGGCGGACAAUGGAACAUGUUCGGUAGCGAAUUCAACGAUGGAGUUGCUAAUUAUGACAACUUCACCUACGAUGUCUGGGGAGCGUGGAUUAAUGGUUCUGCUGGAGACUGGGGAGAAGAUGCUCAACAGCUUAUGCAACAGUUCGGAUCGGAACAGUUCUUCGGGACAAUCCGAAAUGGCACCAACAACAUCUAUCCUAACUCCGGUGGCGGCGGAGGAGGUGGCGGCGGCGGCGGUGGCGGCGGUGGUGGUCCAACCAUCAUUGAAAUUGAGUCCGUCGUUUGGCCCGUUCCUUCUGAUUGCAUUAAAAAAACAACUGGGGAAACUGUCACAGCAUACCUGGAUUCAGAAGGCAAAACUGAUGCAACAGUCACACAAAAUAUUGCAAACUGGCAAGCAGCCAUGGAUGCAGAAGCCGGUGGUACAUUUACGAUUCCGCCAGGACAAGCGCAUAAUAUUAUGGCAACUGAGACUCAUGCUGCUUCACUCCACACAUAUUUGGAUACACAGGAUGCUACUGGAGCUAGCUGGGAUGCAAUCUCACCAUGCAUGUCUUACGACAACGAUCCAGGAUACGCUGCUUUCAUUGCCCGAUUGGAAACUCAGCUUGCUCUUGCUGAACUUUGGGGACAGCAUCCUGAGAUCGUUCAGAACUCCGAUUCUGUUGCUGCUGGACUUGCAUAUGAGGCAAUUGAUUGGACCAGAUUCGAAUUCACGGACACAUGUUGUCAGGUUACUCCAGAAGCUACUAAUGCUACCAUUCUUUCUCUGGCUGGACUUGAGUGGAUGAAUCAGGCUCAAGUCGAUGUUGUAGUCAACAAUCUCUUCAGCCGCCUUGAUACUUCCUGCUGCUCCGUAAAUAAUUCUACUAAUAUUACACUUGGUUUCUUCAACGUCACAACUACAGCGGGCGUGGCUUCCUCAACAGCUGCUACAACGACAACAGCAUACAAUGCAGGAGGUUAUGAAACAAUGGCUCCAUCAAACGGAUCAAAUGGAUACGGUUCUAUGUACGGUGAUCCCCACGUCAUCGUUCAAUCUGAUAACCAAGAAGCCGUUUGCUUCAAAGUUGACGACCAAGACGGAGCGAUCAUCAGCUUGAUUCAAGAUCUUGAAGAAGGUCUAGAAGUCAAUGGAGGACUUAAACAAGCUGGUCGAAAUUCGAUUCGAUUGGAAAGCGUUUAUGUCAAAACCCCUGCCGGUCUUGAAAUUGAAAUCGACUGCAAUUGGAUAAUUCUUAGCCGAGACGGAAUUCAGCUUGAAAGCUUCACAUUCGAAGAUUCCCUCUCAGUUGGCAUGGACGAUGUCCAUCUUGAUAUCGAAUCUCUCCGCGAUGCCAAAAAGAAAGGUGUCUACGUUACAAUUCCAAGUUACAUCAACGACCGUGAGAUUAGAAUGCACAUAGCUAUCAAAAACGGAAAAGAUGCGAUGCGAUUCUCACUUCGGGACGCUUCAGGACUCCCUACUACUGGACUUGGUGGUAUCAUCGGAGAGUCUAUCAUUCCUCGUGACUACAAAGUAACAGAAGAGGGCCACAUCUUGGUUGGAGACGAAACCAUCAGCAAUACUCAAGCCACGCGUGACAGUAACAACGACUGUCUGUACAUCGCCGAUUCAGCAGAUGUAGAGCGAUUCCUUGGUCAUCCUGUGUCAGACUUCCGAGUUGAUGGAAAAUUCUUGAUGCCCGCUACACUUAUUGACAACCAAAGUCCUAAGUAA